Molecule: messenger RNA, 1809 nt
Organism: Pochonia chlamydosporia 170
Lineage: Eukaryota; Fungi; Ascomycota; Sordariomycetes; Hypocreales; Clavicipitaceae
Product: laccase
Exons: 2
Coding region: 1-1809 (602 amino acids)
Molecular function (GO): oxidoreductase activity; copper ion binding
Source: RefSeq, a predicted model, not a curated record
AUGUUGUGGCUUCAAAGAACGAUCGCGGUCCUGUCUUUGGCAGUGGUUCCAUCCUUGUCACUGCAAUUACGCACUCACGAUGCUUCAUUCACUCCCGACUUUGUGUUGAGCGUAACAUCCCAGAAUAUUAGUGUCGGUGGCAUGUAUAAGGAAGCAACCUUGGUGAACAACUCGUUGCCGGGCCCGACGUUGCGAAUCCCUGAGCAAAAGACUAUUUGGAUUCGUGUGUACAACAACAUAAAAGAUGAUAAUGUCACAAUGCACUGGCAUGGUCUUGCCCAGGCCGCAUUCCCCUUCUCAGAUGGCUCCCCUUUGGCUAGCCAGUGGCCCAUCCCACCAGGCCAUUUCUUCGACUACGAACUCAAGACCGCAAAAGGCACAGCAGGGACAUAUUACUAUCACUCUCAUGUCGGAUUCCAAGCCAGCACGGCCAGCGGCGCCCUUAUUGUUGAAGACUGCGGUCCAGCUCCCUACCAAACAGAUGGUGAGCGCAUCAUCUUCCUACAAGAGUACUGGAAUCAAUCAGACAAGGAAGCUCAAAAACACCUCGAAUCAACGCCAAUGCAGUGGCCCGGCGAACCGAACGGCUGGCUCAUAAAUGGCAAAUCCAUCUCAAACUAUAAAGCCGUCGAUUCCUCCACCAAGGCCCUGAGCGUCAUUCGCGUCGAACCCGGCAAGACAUUCAUGUUCCGAUUUGUGGCAGCCACGUCUCUCAGUCUAUCACUCUUCGGAUUCGACAAGCACCUGAAGAACCUGGAAAUCAUCGAAGCAGACGGGGCAUACACCAAAAAACAAGCAGUUGAACUAAUGCAAAUCGGCUCCGGACAACGAUACAGUGCACUAUUCCACGCAAAGUCGUGCUCUGAACUGAAGCAAGACGACCAACUAGACUACUACAUCCAACUGGAAUCGCGAGAACGCAAUACCGUCGUAACAAACUACGCAGUCCUACGAUACAAAAAUACCUGCAACAUGGUGGAAAAGAGACUCCCCACGAAUGCAAACCCAAAGCACAAGCCGAUGCAACUUCCACCCACUAUAGACGGAUAUCUCGACUACGACCUACAUCCCCUACAGCCGAACAACUUUCCAACCGCAGCAGAAGUAACACGCCGCGUCAUGAUCAGCCUUCAAAACCACGCAGACCCAUACUUCAUCUGGACAAUGAACAACCACACCUGGUCUGAAGAUCCGACAGAUACCCUCCCAGCAACCACCCCCCAUUCCCCAUACCUGGUAAACCUGUAUCAAAACCAGUCCGCCCACCUCCCAGACUACGACGCCGCCCUCGCCAACGGCGGCAUCGACCCCAUGACGAAAACGUAUCCCGCUAAAAUCGGGGAAGUCCUAGAGAUUGUAUUCCAGCAGUACGGGGCCCACUCCAACGGAUCAUCCAAGGGAAUGCUGGACACGCACCCUAUGCAUGGGCACGGCGCGCACCACUACGACAUUGGCGGCGGCAAGGGGGCUUGGGAUCCGGCUGUCGUGGAGAAGAAGUUGAAGGGGACGCAGCCCGUGCUGCGGGACACGACCAUGCUGUAUAGGUAUAAUAAGACGACGGGGCAGGACGAGAAGAUGGGCUGGCGGGUAUGGAGAAUCAGGGUCGACCAGCCGGGUGUGUGGAUGAUACAUUGCCAUACGUUGCAGCAUAUGGUUCUGGGGAUGCAGACGGUCUGGGUGCAUGGUGAUGCGAACGAUAUUUUGAAAGUCGGCAAGCCUGAUGUUGUUGGGUAUUUGACCUAUGGAGGGGAUGUGUAUGGCAAUGAUACGCAUGCUCCUCAGGUGGUGCAUUUCGAAGAAGUUGAAUAA